Lolium perenne is the source of this 1802-nucleotide messenger RNA. The record is from RefSeq and is a predicted model, not a curated record. Lineage: Eukaryota; Viridiplantae; Streptophyta; Magnoliopsida; Poales; Poaceae.
UGACCUAUCCAGAAAUUUCCCACAUGUUCACGCUCCUGUCUCAAUCCUCUCUUACUCUGUAACACAAAAUCCCCCCAAAUCUUCUAAUAUGGUAUCAGAGCAGGUCAAUCCUGUGUGAUCUACCGCGAAUCGAUUGAGCGCGGUGCUGCGUCGCCGCGAUUUGGUGAAGUCAGCUUGUUUGGAGGAGGAGCCUGGACUGCGGCCGUACAAGCAGCUGCACGCACCGGAGCGCCGCCACCAUCGACAUCAAUCAGCUCGAGCACACCUUCCGUGAGCUGUGACUCACUCGCGUGUAAGAGUUGUAUGGUCUCAACAGUGAAGAAUCUGAUUAACUGCUGCUGCCCGUGUUCCUGCUAUUGGGUGUGCACUACUAGUAUACUUAAGUCUUUUACUAGUAAGUUCCUGUCAGUACAAGUAUUUGCCUAGAACUUGAUUUUUUGGUGAAACUUGUGAGCCUGUUACUUGAAUCGUGCUGAGAAAAAAGUAGAAACAAAAUGGGGGACUCUAGUGUUGACAAGCUGUGUGAAAUGCUUAGUAAAUUGUUGGAGCAACAACAACAGUUACAACCAAAUCCUGAAGCCUUCAAGCAUGCUCUUGAGCCUAACCCGAUUAAACUGUCGGGGCCAGGAAACUACAUUAGUUGGGCUCGUCAUUCUCGAUUAAUUUUAAGCUCACAUGGACAUGAUGACCUUCUUACUGCUGAUGAAAAUGUGAAAGAAAAAAGGUCUGCUAAUAAACAGGUUAAUGACAGAGUACUUGUAUGGUUAUUGGGUAGUAUGGAGCCAUCUGUCCGUGAACAAGUUGAGACCAUGACCUCGGUAGCAGAAGUGUGGUCAUCGUUGGAGACGCAGUUUGCAGGAAAGUCAAAUAAGAUGCAAGCAAAUCGUAUUAUGCACGAGUUAGUUAAUUUGAAGCAGCAUUCAAAAUCUGUAACAGAGUAUGCUGGUGAGAUGAAGAGAUUGUAUAGGGAUUUGCACUACUAUCACCCAUUUGAGCCUUUUGAUAAGAAGGACCUGGCUAUUCAUCACAAAUGGUUUGAGCCUAUUGUGAGCAAAAUUUUCUUAGAUGGAUUGGAUGAAAAAUUUAAUCUUCGUCGUCAGUUAAUCUUCUCCAAUCCAGCAUGGCCUCCCCUGGAAGAUAUUGUCGCUAGUGUGUUGGAAGAGGAGACACGACUCUAUGGUGAAAAUGGGGACAACCAAAAGAGUGAAGAUGCUCGUGCAGCCAUGUCGCUGCAAUCACUCCAUACCUCUAGCAGAGGAGUGUAUGAUGAUAAGAACAAUUGGUUUUGUGACUGCAAGAAAAAAGGACACGCUAAAGAAAAUUGUUUCAAGCUGCAUGGCUUUCCACCUAAUUGGCAAAAGGGAAGAUCCAAGCAAGGGGGAGCUCUAGGUGGCAAGUGGAAGCAAGCUAAUCACACUUCACCUGCAGGGGAGGUACCGGUGGUAGAUGUUCAAGCUCUUGAGGAGUUUAAAUCCAAGCUCAAACUCUCCGAAUGUUCGUCUUCCUCCCAAGGUUCAUCUAAAGCAGAUUCCAGUUUUUUUUUGUCACUUCUCAAGGAGCUGGGGACAGGGAGACUACUUGGGACUGGGACCGUGCAUGAUGGACUAUACUAUCUUGACGAAGGAAGUGAUGAAGUCACCUUUGCAACUUGCAUGUCUCCAAUUCAAGAACUGUUGCUCCACCACCACAGGCUUGGCCACCCAUCUUUUGCUACUCUAUCUCGCAUUUAUCCAUCUCUCUUUAAAUCUUGCCCUAGUGAUGUUGGAGAUAUGCCCAAGAGGCAAUAAUAAAGUUGUUAUUAU